Messenger RNA from Oreochromis aureus, 535 nucleotides. RefSeq names its product polyadenylate-binding protein 2-B-like. The transcript has a single exon. NCBI's taxonomy places the organism in Eukaryota, Metazoa, Chordata, Actinopteri, Cichliformes, Cichlidae. Gene Ontology annotation, molecular function: RNA binding. Bases 71 to 535 code for a protein of 154 amino acids. The record is from RefSeq and is a predicted model, not a curated record.
GGGAUAUUUUUCUGUGGCGGUUUUGGCAAGCUGCAGUCAGCUUUGCAGAUGCUAUGUCUGAGCAGUAAGCAUGGCGGAAAAUCAUCUGGAGUACGGCUACCUCGAGGGCGAGUCCAUCGGAGAGCAAUUCACGGAGGACCCGGAGCUGCUGGCCAUCAAGGCCAGGGUGCAGGAGCUGGAGAUGGAAGAAGAGUCGGAAAGACUGAAGGAGGAGGAGAGGUGUGAUGCAGUGGACAUGCAGCUCCUGACCAGCAGCCCUCAGUCUGGACCUUUCUACAACAUGACUCCCGAGGAGAGGAUAGAUGCAGACAACAGGUCGAUCUAUGUUGGAAAUGUAGACUAUGGAGCCACUGCAGAUGAGUUGGAGAUCCACUUCAAUGGCUGUGGUCCUGUCAACAGAGUUACCAUCCUGUGUGACAGGUUCUCCGGCCAUCCUAAGGGCUUUGCUUACAUUGAGUUCUCCGAUCGGGAUUCUGGCCAGAGUGCCAUUAGUGUGGUUACAGCUUGUGAGCUGUGUUUUGAGGACAACUGCUGA